Aspergillus nomiae NRRL 13137 is the source of this 1080-nucleotide messenger RNA. RefSeq lists its product as uncharacterized. The transcript has 3 exons. Bases 1 to 1080 code for a protein of 359 amino acids. The record is from RefSeq and is a predicted model, not a curated record. NCBI's taxonomy places the organism in Eukaryota, Fungi, Ascomycota, Eurotiomycetes, Eurotiales, Aspergillaceae.
AUGGACUACAUCAUCGAUCCGGAAGGAGAUAUGCUCCUGUUUGUGGAGGAAUGCUCUGGGAACCUUCAUCUAGAUCUGGUUCAAAAGGAAGCUUCAACCCCCGAAACUCUCCCUCUAGAGUCUAGUUCGGAUGUGCAGGCAAUUGAUGAGCCGGCUCUGAGCCCAACUCAGUCCCAGUCUGAGCUCACUUUAGAUCACGCUUCCUCCGCUGGUAACAGUCGUCAGGCUGCCGCGCUGGCUAAAUCAGUGAUGCUCAAGAUUCGUGUCUCUUCAAAACAUCUGACCCUUGCCUCAUCGUAUUUUCGCCAGAGGCUCGUCCCAGAGACAGUCGAUCAUAGACCAGUCGAAAAAGACGUGGUCCCAGCAUGCGUUGAAGAUGUCGAUGCUUUGCUCAUCAUGCUCGACGUCAUUCAUGGUCAAACCAGGAAAGUGCCGCGUUUUAUUACCUUCAAGCAGUUGUUCAUGGUUGCGGUGGUCGUGGAGCACUAUGAAUGCGUAGAAGCAAUGGAGCCGUUUGCUCAGAUGUGGACUGAGAAUCUCAAAGCCGAUAUCCCUUCAGUGUAUUCAGAGGAAUUGGUUAAGUGGAUCGGUGUCGCUUGGAUCUUCCAACUGGAGGGUUUGUUCAAAAAGACUACUCGUACUGCCAUCCGACGAUGCACCGGGCCAAUCUCCGCCGUGGACGUUCCAAUUCCACUUGCGUUAAUCGAAGAAAUUGAGUAUUCGCGGCAGAGCACCAUCGACGACAUAGUCGACCGUCUUUUCAGGCGAAUCAACUGGGAGCUCAUGCCUGACACCAGCCUCUAUUGCUGCAACGACUGCGACGCAAUGGUACUCGGAACUCUCGUGCGCCAGCUGAAGGUUCAUGAGCUCUACCCUCUGCCAUUGCCUCCUUUCCGAGGGCUCAGUAUAGAUUUCAUGGUGCAAACAUUGACCACACUGCCCGAGCCCCGUUGCCAUGAGCUGGUUCACCCAAUCUGCAGCAAGCUGUCCAAGUGUCACCUUAUGCCGAAGGCGAAGGACUUGGUGGAGAAAGUGGACAGACAGGUACAAGGUCUCUUGCUCAGAAACGCCCACUUCUGA